This is a messenger RNA of Symbiodinium natans, 912 nucleotides long. Lineage: Eukaryota; Dinophyceae; Suessiales; Symbiodiniaceae. The record is from the annotation of a GenBank genome assembly.
AUGCCCCUCGUGGUUGCGAAAAGCGCCCUCAUCUGGGGAGCAUUUGCGCCCAGUGCUUCUAGCAAUUCGUAUCCGCCACGAGGCGAGCAGCUCCAGCUGGUCUGGCCCGCUCGGGCGGCAUGGGCGCACCGCGACGCAGACUGGGAGGCUUUGCAGGGGCUGUCCAUCUCGCACCUGACUUUCAGCCCUCCGAAGAUUCCUUGCAAGCCCGAUCGCUGCAGCUCAGGCAAGCCGUUGGUUUUUGCGUUGAACCACGAAUUCUUCGUGGUUCAAGGCCAUUUGUUCGUUCAAGGUAUGAGCUAUGAGCAAUUCGAAGCUGAGCAGGAGCGGGAGCUGAAGCGCUGGAAAGCGGAGCUGCAGAAGAUUGAAGGUCUGCGCAGUACUGUGGCAGGCGAAGCAGACGAGGAGGAAUCGGUCUUCGACCAGGCGUUGCCCUUGUACCAAGAGCUUUGCGAGCAACGUUACAUCAGGAAGCCCAAAGUCAAGGCUGCCGCCCGCGCAAAUCAGGAGGAGACAGAGGAGCAAAAGUGGAGGCGGAAGUAUGGGAAGGACGUGGACCGUUUCGUUUCCCCUAACGGCCACGAAGUGUUGGCUGGCAGAUCAGCCAGUGCGAAUGAGCGGGUCUCCUUCGAGCUGACCUUCAAGGACGCGCUGUGGUUCCACACCGACAACGGCAUCCCUGGGUCGCACGUGACCAUCCGCGCGCCCGUUGGGGAGGUCGGCGACGAGGACAUCGAGUUUGCAGCCGCCGUGGCCGCUUGGCAUUCGAAGGCCCGGGAGAAGCUUUACGCGCCAGUCAUGUACUGCCAGGGCUACCAGCUCCGGAAGCCGGCAAGGCGGCGAACUGGCCAAGUACAGGUCUCUGGCAACUACCAGCAGAUCGAUGUGAGGCCUGCACUUCCAGAUUCGUGA